GACGUUUCUACAAAGUUAAGAGCGGUUACAAGAUGAAGGCUGUAAGUGUUAACGUAAUCGGAAAGGUUUUGCUACCUAAAACAGUUAGUAACGUCAACGAUUAAUAUUUAUGAUUGCAAGUGAAAUAGUGGAUGUGCAAGUUAGAAAUAUAUAUAGCUUUUAGUCUAUAACAGUUACUGUGUUAACUUUUCAAUUAUCUUGUAAGUUGAAUAAUUUAUAUAACUAUAAGUGCCAAUGAUAGCUAGGAAAAAGAUCUACUUCUUCCAUGUUAACUUUUUCUCUGUUACAAGAAGCUUAACUAACAAACUUAAAACACCUGUACUUUGCAUAUUUUGCAAAUUAUUUUCUGGAAUUUCUUAUCAGGAACCGUUUUGUAACACCAACAGUAACAGUAUACACAAUGUAAAUGUGUGUCCGAAUUCACAAACAGAAUGUUGUGUGCACAAUGUGUGUAUAUAUGUCACGUUUUGGUGUUAAAAAGAGUAAUAACUAUAUGAAACCUUAGAUAAGUUCGUACAGUUUUUGUUUUAUAAAUUUAUUGUUUGCUAUAGCUGAUUUGUGUGUGUGUGUGUAUAUAUAUCUAUAUAUAUAUAAUUUAAUAUAAAACAUUAGGAUUGUUUACCAUUUACAAGAAAUUAAAUAAUUUUGAUGUCCAUGGAUUUAACAUUAAUAGUGUUGUAUUGACUCCCAUCAGUAGUUUAAAUUAUUAACACAAAAACUUGUUCUUAAUUACUUGGAUAGAUAUAUUUACACAUGUACUGGUAAAAAAUGAGUAACUUUAAUGGAGAAGAUCGUUUUAGUCCAUUAUUUCGCAGAAGGCCAAUGGUUGGAAAAAUUGGCCACAGAACUAGCUUUUCUUUGGACUUGCCAGUUGAUCUACAGUCCACUGCUUAUCCUUCUUUUGCCACUGCAUCACCUAUGGAAAUGACUUUGUCUAGAGAUGCCAAUAGAUAUUAUCUCUAUCUACCAAGAAAUCUCUCUUACUGUCAACUGUGUGCAGAUGUCAUAAGACAGCAUGUUCAAAAGAAAGUUCAACUUCUGAGUGCCAAAAUUAAUCAACUUGAAAACCUGCCAGAUGACUCUGGAUGUUCAUCACCAGAGUCCUGUGGGUUGUGGCUUGGAGAUUCACACACACCCUCAUCCUUCCCCGGCACUUCGGCGGAGUGGACAGAUGGCCAAAGCUCUACCCUAAAGACCCAUCAACGUCGUUCCUCUAUAUUACGAAAGACUAAGCGAGCUAAAUCUUACCCACCGCCCCCUCAAAAACGGGAAGGGCGAAAAGUAGUGCGUUUUGCUGACUCUUUAGGAUUGGACCUUGAGAGUGUUCGCUAUAUGAUGAAGAGCGACCUUCCGCCCUCUAUCCCAUUGUCAGCCUUUUCCGAUUUGAGGCGCUCCCAAGUGUCUUCCUAUGACAUCGAGCUUGUUCCAAGCUUUAUUAUGCCUUCGUUCUCUUCCAAUUUUACAGACCGCGUGCGUGACCUUGCCGUCAGUCUUCACAGUGUUUCUACCGCCAACACAACGGUUUACGGUAUCGUUGCAGUGCUGAACUUGACCUUCCAUAAGAACAUCUUCAUACGCUACUCAGUAGAUAACUGGAACAGUCACCACGACACCAGCACUACCUACAUUCAAGGGUCUUCCGAGGGUGACAUAGACAAGUUCUCUUUUAACAUCUUUGUUUCUCCUCAGGAUCUGUCGACUCGCAAUCAUAGCCUUGAUUUUGCUGUUUGUUACCAGACGCAGGAUGGUAAGGAAUUCUGGGAUAACAACAACGGCUUGAACUACAGAUUAAAGUGCGAAACUAAGGGCCCGUCUUUUGUCUCGAAUAUCGAUCAUAGCUGGAUACAUUUUCUCUGAAUUCCCGUGUUGUUUUUCUUUUUUUGCAAAUGCUCAAAUUUUAUACAAUUUACGUUAAAAGAGGCAAAUAAAGUGACUAACACUUGUGAAUUGCUUGUAGAAUAUAUAUCAGAAUGGAAAAUCGUUUUGAAAUGUGUUGUUUUGGCCAGUAAAAGAUAUUGUCACACCCCUCUUUGUACAAUGCACCGAUUGCUGCGUGAUGUUUCCUACUAUUCGGUUGUAUGCAAAUCUAUAACUUGUUACUAUUUAGAAAGUAAGAAUAUCACAAUCUUAUUGCAAAUAAAUAUUUUAUUUACAAAAAAUUAAAUAAAAGAUCAUGUAUCAAUCUGUGUGGGAAUGUCACUUUUCCUAAAAGAUCAUGUAUCAAUCUGUGUGGGAAUGUCACCUUUCCCGAUUUGAAUGGAACAUUAGAUUUCCAUCAUGUUUUCAAAGCUAACAUAAUUUCAAAUGUGCCUUUGAAUAUUUAGUGAUUUGAAGAUUAGCCAAGAAAAUAUUGUUAAUUACACAAACAACGAUAAAAUUUCAAGUGUAGUGAAGUAUUUAUAAUUAGUAAUGUGUAGGAAUUUAAUAAAUGAAAUAGCCAAGUUACACGUUUUGCAUUCCCUACUGCUUUUACUAAAUAAAAAAAAUUCCUUUUAAAAUAUUUUUAGAACGUUUUUAAAUCGAAU
Limulus polyphemus (Atlantic horseshoe crab) is the source of this 2525-nucleotide messenger RNA. RefSeq names its product glycogen-binding subunit 76A-like. Bases 769 to 1857 code for a protein of 362 amino acids. Gene Ontology annotation, biological process: regulation of glycogen biosynthetic process. Gene Ontology annotation, molecular function: glycogen binding; protein phosphatase 1 binding. The record is from RefSeq and is a predicted model, not a curated record. NCBI's taxonomy places the organism in Eukaryota, Metazoa, Arthropoda, Merostomata, Xiphosura, Limulidae. Gene Ontology annotation, cellular component: protein phosphatase type 1 complex. The transcript has 2 exons.